CCAUGAUGCCCACCUCCAAACCCAGAUCCCAUGCCCCCAUGAUGACCAUGAUGGCCAUGACCACCCAUUCCCAUACCAAGUCCACCACCACCAUGAUGAUGAUUAUGAUGAUGAUGGUGAUGAUGUCCUCCUCCACCAAAUCCUCCAGGCCCCGUGCCAAAGCCUCCUCCCAUUCCAGUGCCAGGACCGAACUCGUGUUUUCGCGGGGGUGGAUAUCCGCCUGCGCCCAUUCCCGUGCCGGGGUUCAUAUGAUGACGGCGAUUACUACCGCCGUGAGAGGAGAAGCAGGAGCCCAUGUUGUUCUUGAGUUAUGUUUUCUUUGGUCUGUUUGGUAUGAGGUGCUAAUGUCGGGCAGUGGUUCAUAAACGUGUUUCAAUGAACGUAGAUUGUAUGUCAAAG
Molecule: messenger RNA, 399 nt
Organism: Aspergillus pseudotamarii
Lineage: Eukaryota; Fungi; Ascomycota; Eurotiomycetes; Eurotiales; Aspergillaceae
Exons: 1
Source: RefSeq, a predicted model, not a curated record